Adineta steineri is the source of this 1647-nucleotide messenger RNA. NCBI's taxonomy places the organism in Eukaryota, Metazoa, Rotifera, Eurotatoria, Adinetida, Adinetidae. The record is from the annotation of a GenBank genome assembly.
AUGAUAAUCGACUCAGCACACUAUGAUGAAACAUCUCAACGUUCAUCCGAAUGUCUGUUCAGUACGAAAACAUUAUUUCGUUAUUUCAUGUUACAAUGUCUGUUGGAUGCUGAACCGAUACCAUCGGAUAAUGAUAAUCUUAUUGAAUUAUUCCGAACAAAACUGUCUGUGUCUGAACAGGGCAUUUACGAAUUCAAAACGAAUUAUACAGCUGAUCAAGCAAUACUAUUUUAUACGAAAUAUGGAUUUAUAUAUAAAGAAAUAAAUGAAGCAUUGCGUUCAAUAAAUAUCGAUUAUCUUCUACGAUUUCGUUUUGUACUCAAAGAUAUUUAUAAUCAAUUAACUCACCUAAUGGCAGUUAAACCCACAGAUGAAGCUACAAACGUAUAUCGAGGUCAAUAUAUACAUUUCUAUGAGAUAUUCGAUUUAUUUAACAGUUUCAAACAACGAGUACCAACUAUCAUUAAUAGUUUCUUCUCGACAUCACUCGACAGGCAAGUAUCACUCGGAUUUCUGCAGGCUGGCAGUGAAAAAAACUCAAGUAUAACAUCUGUUCCGGUACUUUUUACAAUUACUAUUCAAAAACAAGAUGUAUCAUCGGACAGUCCAUUUGCUGAUAUAUCACAAUAUAGUACAAUUCGUGAUGAAAAAGAAAUCUUAUUUACUCCAGGUCAAAUGUUUAUGAUCGACAAAUUUGACAUGACGUAUGAAAAUGGCACGUUUAUUUAUUUGAUUAAUAUGAAUCUUUAUAACAACACGAAGUUCAAUCUCAAUGCUCAAUACAAUCAAAUGAAAUCUCAAUGGCAAGAAGAAACAAAUGAUUCGUUACUUCAUCUCGCUCAAUUACUUACUGCUUCGAAUCGUCACGACCAAGCAAAGAAAUUAUAUGAGCAAUUACUCACACAGAAGUCUGACCAGCAAACAAAGAUGAUUUGCUAUAAAGGUUUGCGUGAAAUAGCUUCAUUCAUGAACAAUAGUGAUGAAGUGAAGGCCUAUACUCAGAAGUUGAUGGAGUCAAAAUUUGAUAGUCAUCAGACGUUAUCGCCAAUGCCGGAUCAGAUAGCGGUUGGUAGAGGAUUUCAGCAAAUGUUAUCAACAUUUAUGAAUAAUGCUCAAGAGGCCUUAUCGCGAACAUCUCUUGAUCGUCCGCUUCAAGAUAUUGCUAGUUAUACGAAAAGUAAUGAAUGGAGUGACUUAACACAUCAAGCUCCACAAAUAGCAUAUACAACCGGUCAGACACUGAUGCAGACCCAACAAUAUCAGUUGGCAAUUCUAUUUCUUGAAGUAUCAGUAGCGGCCAUGAACGGAAUAAACGACGCAGAAUUUGUUCUCUCGCAUAAAUCAAAAUGUUACAAAGCCAUAGGCGAUUGCUAUUGUCAAUUAGGUGACAAUAAGGAAGCUCUAAAAAAUUAUACAUUGGCAUUGAAUGAAAAUAUUCAUUUACGACCCGAUGAACAUAUUAAGAUAUUGGUUUGUACAGGUAAAAUACUCGAAGCAACAAAUCAAUCGGAAGUAGCUUUAUCAAAAUAUAUCAAAGCAGCUGAGAUCUGUCAAAAUGAAUUACCAAAUGCGAAUUCCAACGAUAUUGUAGAAAUAGAAGAAUGUAUUAAACGAGUAACAUCAUAUCUUUGUCCACCCGAUACAUAA